CUCCUCUCCAGAAUGACCACGCUGACAAGAGGGCUCAAGAUCACUCUUUACUGAAGCCAGAUGGAGGAGGGUAAAACUGAGAAAUAAACAUGAUCAGAGUAUGUCGGUGACUCGGAUCGCUUCAGUCGGUGGGAAUCCUCUCCUGCGUUUCAACUACCAGCUCAGUGAGCAUUGCUCAGUAUGCUUGGAUACAUUCCUGUCAGCUGACAGCCUCUUCGUGAAGAUCCCCGCCGGGCCACUGAAGGAGGGGAGCAAAAAGGUGCUCACUGCUGUCUUGGAGUUCGCUGAGGAGAAGGUGAAAGUCGACUACGUGUUUCUCUGGUUUGAUAAAAACGGAGAGGAUCGACUGUCCAUCAUCAGGACUUUACACUACAUGGGCUUCGAGGUGGUAAAGCCAGGGAACCCUCUGGUCCCGGCCUGGCCCAAUCUGAUCUUCAUGGUCUAUUCUCUGGACUACAGCAGCUCUGAUGAGGAGUGA
This is a messenger RNA of Lampris incognitus (smalleye Pacific opah), 478 nucleotides long. Its product is annotated as ornithine decarboxylase antizyme 2-like. The record is from RefSeq and is a predicted model, not a curated record. Gene Ontology annotation, molecular function: ornithine decarboxylase inhibitor activity. The transcript has 4 exons. NCBI's taxonomy places the organism in Eukaryota, Metazoa, Chordata, Actinopteri, Lampriformes, Lampridae. Gene Ontology annotation, cellular component: nucleus; cytoplasm. Bases 101 to 478 code for a protein of 125 amino acids. Gene Ontology annotation, biological process: positive regulation of protein catabolic process.